UAAGCCAUUGUCCAGUGGCAACACAUGAGAGCUUCACCAGCACUUUCCAAUCAAAACCAACCCAAAAACUCAUCAAAUUCAUAUGAAAAUCAAAUCAAAUCAAAUCUAUAUCCAAUUCCCACUUGUCACUUCAUUCCUUUGAUAUCAUCUAAAUUCCCAAAUCUUUCAUCUUUUUACAUACAAAACUCCCUUUUGAUCACAUAUUUUACUUCAUGUUAUAUUAUUCUUCAUCUUUUCACAACUUUGUUGUUAGUUUCCAUCAAGGUUUUGAUCAACUGUUUUUGAUCCUUUUUUUGUUCAUCUUUUGACAACUCUGUUGUUAGUUUCGUCGGUUUUCGGUUUUCGCUUUUUGCCAGAAGCUGACCUGAAUUCUGUUAUCUGUUAGUUUCAGACUUUUCUGUUAUAUGCUAUACCCCCCCCCCCCUACUAAUUAAAAUCUAAUUAUAAAAAAAAAUGAAGAAAGUUUCUAUUGUUUCUUUCAGUGUUUGACCACAUGUGGUUGACUUGAAAUUUGAAGAUACUUGCAUAAGAACUUUAUUCGGCGAAAUUGAUCUCGGUGUCCACGGUUUAAUUUAGGGAGAUUGUAAUUUAUGGAGCGCGAGUAUUCUGCGCGAAGUGUUUCGAGUGAUGAGGGAUCCGAUACAGGAAGCCAAUAUAGAAUGGAAUCCGUAGUGUAUAUGUCGUCGUGUGCUGCGACUGUCUUCGUUGGCGCACUCGUGAUAGUUGCGAUUAUGUUAAUGACUUUAUUAACCUCACUGAGUGUAAUGCUACAAUCAUGUAAAAGUAGAGAAGCCGGAGUUCUUGAAAACGAUCAUCAUCAUCGUCACCAUCAUCAUCUGCGGCAGCAGCAUCGUUAUGAUUAUGAUUAUUGCAAAAUGGCUGCUUUAAACGCGGAGAUUAGCAGCUUUGACGCGUAUACUUUGCCUGAAUUUUGCAAGGAUGCAGCUGUUAAGUACAUAAAAGAAGGUCAUUACAUGAGAGAACUAAACGAUUCGGUUUCGCUAGUUGAGAAUUACUUUCAUGGGGUCGUGCCGCAUGAUGGUGGUCAUGAUGUCGUGUUGAUGGACAUAGAUGACUUCCUUCCCGCCAACGCUUUGCAUACCAACCCGAUGCUAUACGGAUACAAUCGAUACGGUUGUGAUGAUUGUGUUAGAGAGGCGAAGCAUAUGAAACAUGUUUUCUUGAUCGAAUUGUACGCAAAACUUGAAUCUGGUGGAUGGCCUUUGAUUUUGUUAUCGAGGAAGCCUGAACAGCUACGCGAUGCUACCGUUGAUGACCUUAAAUCGUCGGGAUGUCGUGGGUGGUUAAAAAUAAUCAUGAGAUCAGACGAGGGUAUGAAAACAGAUACUCGCGAUUACUUUCUAAAACAGAAAACGGCGAUUGAAGUAGAGGGUUAUCGCAUCCGGGCUGUGAUUAGCAGCCAUAUGGAUAUGUUAGUAGGAUCAUUUAUCAAAGCACAAAACUUCAAGCUUCCCAACACUCUUCCUGUUGCUCCAACUCAUGCCAUUAUAUAAGUUUCUAUAGCAUUGUAUAUAAGUUUCUUGUAAGUAUAUUUUUUGGGCUACAAGCAUGGGAAUCAAGAAGAGAUUAUUUUUUUUUUCUA
Molecule: messenger RNA, 1603 nt
Organism: Helianthus annuus (common sunflower)
Lineage: Eukaryota; Viridiplantae; Streptophyta; Magnoliopsida; Asterales; Asteraceae
Exons: 5
Coding region: 591-1514 (307 amino acids)
Source: RefSeq, a predicted model, not a curated record